Macrobrachium nipponense is the source of this 6711-nucleotide messenger RNA. RefSeq names its product liprin-beta-1-like. Gene Ontology annotation, molecular function: protein binding. Gene Ontology annotation, biological process: neuromuscular junction development. Gene Ontology annotation, cellular component: presynaptic active zone. The record is from RefSeq and is a predicted model, not a curated record. NCBI's taxonomy places the organism in Eukaryota, Metazoa, Arthropoda, Malacostraca, Decapoda, Palaemonidae. The coding region runs from base 623 to 4789 and encodes 1388 amino acids. The transcript has 18 exons.
AUAGAUAUUAAACGUACCGUAGAGAACGUUAAUGAUGUACUAAUAUUAUUUUGCUUUGAAUUAAUUUGUCCCAAGUUUGUAUAAACGGUAUACAUUAGUUUGUAAGCCACCGUGGAUUAACUGCCCAGUGAAGGAUUCCUGAGAGUGAAAUUACCAUUAAUAGUGACCACCUCACCUUCAUCUCCAUCAUCAUUAUCCUAAUCGACCCUUGGAAAAUGACUCUGGAUGAAAGUGAUGUAUAGUGGUCUCAUCAUUUUCAUUGUAGCAGUUGAAUCAUCAUGACUACCCUUAACGAUCAUUUGGAAAAUGACUCUUGGUGAAAGUGAUGUAUAGUGAUCUCAUCAUUUUCAUUGUAUCAGUUGAAUCAUCAAUAUCCUUAACAACCCUUUGGAAAAUGACUCUUGGUGAAAGUGAUGUAUUGUUCCCAAUGAUCAUGACCCUUAUGGCCCCUUCGAACAUGACCUCUGUUCGCGAGGAGUCGUCGAAAGUGGUGUGGGUCUGUCUGGCUUUCGAGGAAUUAUUGGAGUCGGUUGGAAGAUCCCCGUGGGAAGGAUGUGUGUAUAAUAUGCGUAGUAUGUGGUCUAUGUAAGUUUCUCUCUCGCCCCACCACCACAACAUACCCAUGUUCAUGAGAAUGGGAACCUAUGUCUAUUCCUCUGGUCUGUCGCUUUCAGCGCCGCCCAUUCCCGGGCGAGAGCCAGAGGAGGAGGAGGAGGAGGAGCUACCUAACGAAGGAGAAGAAUCGGAAACGGGUGCCCGAGAAGGUAAGAUGAUGGCCGACGCUGCUGCUGCCCCACAAGAGCCCACCGGAGCGGAGAUCGCCGAAAACGGCUGCGGCCUGGAGGACGAGGACGAGGACAACGACCUGUACGACGACAGCGGCGACGCCAUGGUCGUCACGGCGACGACGACCCCGAAGAUGUACUCGGGGGGUGUGGCCGAGACCAGCCUGUACGGCGGCGGGGGGCCAGCGGGACGGGGGGCCGAGUUGAAUACGGGCACCGUGCAGCUCUACCCCCCGGUGGAGAACGGCACGACCACCACGACCUCCAGGCUGUACCACAGCGACGAUAGCGCCGUCCAGCGGCGCAUGUACCACACGGAGAGCGGUGCCCUCCGCAGGAUGUACCACAGCCUGAGCGACUACGGGAUGUACCCCGCCUACCUGUCCGGCUUGGGACUGUCGACGAUCGUCCCUAUCGAGCCAGGUGACAGAGUGUGUGGUGGGGGCGCCGGCCUUCGUAGCCCCGCCCACCAGUCCUUGACAACGACGCCCACGCCUCUCAUGCCCCGCCUUCAAACCACGCCCGGCCUGAGCGGCUCCGCGUCACGCCUGAGUGGGGGGAACGAGGGUGUUGGUGUUGGCCUCGGCGUCGGGCAUUCCUACGGAGGCUUGGCGUCCACGAGGCUCGGAGGAUCUUACUCGGCCCUCGUGUCCUCAGCCGCGUCCUCGGGAUACGGCUCUUGCGCUGGAGGAGGAGGCUUAGGAGGAGUAGGAGGAGGAGGAGGAUUAGGAGGAGUAGGCGCCGCUGUGGUGCCGUCGACUCGUCACGAGGAUUCCGAAGACCUCUCCGACGUGUCUUCGGGAGCCACGUCUGAGGACUCGGCCAGACGGAGACGACGCCGCUCAGCUCAACCCAUGAAAGCAGGGGAGGCAUCUGUGUCUGGCAAUGAAGACUUCGAGUGGGUUCGUGCCUCGCCUAUGUUAACGGGGCUACUUGAAGGUCACGUGACUCGGCUAGCCACACCCCCAGACCACCGGGGACACUCGUUACGAACAAGUCUAGCCACUCCUCCUGAAUCAGGUGAAGAAGGCAGUGGGGUGUCAGCCCACCGACACCGUCAGUACACGCGUCCGCCACCUGUUCCACGCCCUCGCACUCUAGAGGCAGGAGAUCUCAUCCCGCAUCGGCCAAUCCGAGAUAACCUUCGAGAUGGUCUCAGGGAUUCUAGGGAUGGUCUCCGAGACCGACUCUAUUCCCCAUCUAGGGACCUGACAGGCCACCGGAGAUCAAGGGAUUCCUCCAUCGAACGCAGUGGAAGGGACUCGUCGUGUGAACGAGGAUCAGUUUCUAGCUUACAUCAGCACAAUCACCAUCACCAUCACCAUUUAUCAUCCCGCCUUUCUCAGCACACCUGUGAAUGCCCCUCAUGUUGGUGUGAGGAGGAAGAAGGAGGCUACGACUCGUGUGACGAACGCCACCACCACCAUCGUCAUAGUUAUCAUGAGGGACUCCAUCAUGCACACCUCCAUCAACUGCAGUCCCACCAUCACGGACAACCUGGGACACGUGAGGCUUCCAGGGAGCGACGAAGCAGAGGUCAAGGUUCUGGCGACAGCGGGAGAUCAUCCCCAUGUUGCUGCAGGCAUUGCCAUCACUUAGGAUCACUCAGUUCCCUCUCCAGCCAUGACUACUGUGCUAAUACUCGUCUGGCGCUGCCAUGCACCAGCAAGGUGGGUGGAGGGAGUGCUCUUCUCUCUGCUGCUGCCCCGCAAGGGAGCCGCCGACAACGCCGCCUUGACUCAGACUACAUCACCCUUUGGAGCUGCCAUUCCCCGUCGGGCAGCUCAUUAGAAGAUCGCGUCCACCGUUUGGAGGGUGACAAAGAUUCUCUGCAGCUUCAAGUCACCGUACUCUCGGAGCAGGUGGAGGCACAGACUGAAAAGAUCCAGGACAUGGAAUCACUUUUAGACCAAAAGAAAGAACUACUCAGGAAAACCGAAGAGCAGCUACAGAAGGAGGUUAUGACAAGGAGCAGUCUAGAAACGCAGCGUCUUGAACUCUUCAGUGAAAUUAGCAACUUGAAACUACGGCAGGCAGCUUUUGAACGGGAAAAUGCAGAACUCCGUGAUAAGAUCCGACGAGUAGACCAUCAAGUAGAUCAUGUCAAAGCUCAGUCAGUAGCAACAGGUGUUGGCCGCAGUGGUAGUGGGAGAAGCAUAACCCCUGCAGCAGCUUCUACACCUGUCCAUUCUAUCUUAUGUUCACCAGAUUCGCCUCAGCCGAGCCAUCAGCUUCCCACCCAGAUGGCUAACUCCCCAUCACCAAGUACCAUCUCUACACUCUCCACAAUUCCAUCCUCCUCUCCCAAAAUAUCCCCUGCUCAGCCCAUUACAGUUUCGCCCACUGCUUCUCCAUUACCAGUAACUUCGCACGAUGCUCGCGAGUUCCUACCCCCACGGCAACCAUUAAUUCCCCAUGGAUCAGCAUUUACUAAAGAGACCCCACCUCCAAAUGCAAGGCGAAAAAUAGAACAGUUUGGUACAAUCCCGCGUCAGCGAGAGGCAGAUCUAGGAGGCGCAGCAACGACUGGAAGAACAAAAGGCGUCAUGUUCGGUAAAGGCCUUCAUUUCUUGCCAUUCCGUGUGGCAGGGAAACGGAGCACAUCAGCCCCCAAUUUAGCUGAAACAGAAAUGCAGAUGAUAGAUGACUUGCCAGAAGGUGAAUAUUGCCCAAAUGUGGAUGGUAUCGCACACCCAGCUUCUUCUUCACCACGAAUGAACACUUUAGCUGGUCACAGGUCACCGACCACACAGCACAAAACUACUGGAAUCAAAAAGAUAUUCACCAGGUUACGUCGCAGUAGCUCAGGCCACUUGGAGAGUGAUUUAGGUGAUGGAGAUUUCCGGAGGGGAGGAAUGAGAGCCACAGCUUCAGCACGGCUAGGAUGGACUUCACCUAACACUAUUUUUAAAGAACCAAGUGAAGCAUUUAGAGGCUGGAAUAUUGAGACUAUGGAAGCAUGGUUAGGGGCCUUGGGACUUAGUCAGUAUUGUGCAGCUGUUCGUACAUGGUCUGUAGCAGGCCGCCACAUGUCCCAGAUUACACCACAGCAGCUGGAACGUGAUUUGGGCAUUCGUCAUCCCCUUCACCGCAAAAAGAUUCAGCUGGCUAUUUCUGCCAGAGUAACAGGGGAUCAAUUAAACACCCCACUAGCACGACUAGACCAUGCAUGGGUGCUGCGAUGGCUAGAUGAUGUGGGCCUACCUCAGUAUAAGGACGCCUUCAGUGAAGCGCGUAUUGAUGGAAGGGUGCUCAACUGUUUAACAUAUGAUGAUUUAGCUUUCCUUAGGUUAACCAAUUUAUUACAUGUCACAUCUUUGAAGCGUGGAAUCCAGGUUCUACGAGAACAUAAUUUUGAUCCAUCUGUACUGAAGCGUCGUUCACUGCCAGAAGAAGAUCAAAGAGAACGAAGUCCUUCAGAGGUGGCACUAUGGACUAACCAUAGAGUAAUGGAGUGGCUGCGUACUGUAGACCUAUCAGAAUAUGCUCCAAAUUUAAGAGGAUCUGGUGUUCACGGAGCACUGAUGGUGUAUGAAGUUCGUUUUACCUCAGAAUUGCUGGCUUCAUUGCUGUCUAUUCCGUGUGGCAAAACGCUUUUGAGACGACACCUUAAUACCCACUUCAAGGAACUAGUAGGGUUAUCUAUAGUGCAGGAAAAGAGAGAAUUAGAAGCAACUGCUGGAUAUACACCACUAACAACUACUGCAAAAGUUAAGAUGCCAAAAAAAUCACAAUUUUCAUUGAAACGCAAGAAAACAAAGUCUGAUCUUGAGUUUGAUGAUCUACUGUGUCCACUGGAUGAGAAGCCUCCAUCAGGUGCUUUACAGGAUAAGGAGAAGGAGGUGAGAACAAGGGAAUUGGAGGAGGAAUUAACAGAUUCUGUUAAAGUUGAGAAGAGUAUUAGCGCAAACAAAGAAACAGAGUGUUUAUGGAUCUUCUGUUUAGGUAACACAAUGAUGCACAUACUGACAAAGUGUAGUGCUGUCUUUCACAACCAACGGUGAUGGGAAACUCUGUUGAGCGCAUCCAUCGUUCAUCUGCACCUCCAUUGAUUGGUCGGAUCACUAAAGUAUGAGAGAGAAGAGUCUGCGCUGGUUGUCUGGCUCUUCCCUUUGCAACUCUGCCCAGCAGCUUUGCCUUUACCCUCUGCCUUUUGUCUGCAUAUCAACCAACCAGGAUUGAUUCACUGAGGUCGUUCAGUCUGAAAGGCUUCCGUGAAAGUACAAAUGAAAUCAUGAAGGUGCAAGACUCAACUCGGUCAUAAUGAAUUUUGGAUUUAAUAAUGUGGCUCACUAAAUGGUUAAACUUUCUGAGCUAAAUGUCUCAAAUAACUUGAAGUGCCUUAUUAAUCAUAAUAAAGGCAUUAUGAGAAUGCCAUUCCCUGAAAGAUGAAUAAUGAAAGGCAUUAGGAGAAUGCCAUUUCUUGGAAGAUUGGCAGAAUUUAAACCAAGAUGCUGUGCAAUUAGCAUUGAGCUUUAAAAUAUCAUUAGAAGAGUAGAAAAGGAUUCUGUUAAUUAUUACCGUCUCUAUAACAUCUGUAUGCAAAUGUAUUGUAAAACAAGCUGACUAGCAUUUUGUAAAUGAUGCACCAUAAAACUAGAACAAAGUUGUAUUUUUAAAAGAAUGUUCCUCUUAGUUCCUUGCAAAUAAUUCAAAAGCACUCAUUAUUAUAUUUCUUGAACAUUAUUUCAUACAUUUCCUCAGCUCUAAGAGGGCCUUACGACAUGAACUAAUUUUCAAGGAUUUUUCUUUAAAUAUUUAUUACAAAUGUGUACAGGUUAAUGCAUAUAUACCAGCAAAAAUGAGUGUCAUUUUAGAUAUAGAUGUAACAUAUUCUAUUUUUUCCCCUGAUGAAAAUUAUGACACUUGUAUGAAAAAAUACAAGUUUUCGUGAGUCACUAAUUGUUUUAAGUUUCCAAUAACUUUUUUACCACCACUUUCUAAGUUACCUGUAGUAUUUAUAACUUGUGCAGCUCGUCACAUGAAAUUACCUGACAAUGAUUUGUUUCUCAACCGAGUAGCUAUAUGGUAGUUGGUGUGCUGUGGAUAAAAAAGGAAAAAACCUAUGGAUUUUAAUAUACUACAAAAGGUUCAACAUUGAGAAUUCUGUGGGAGUGCUUAUCAAGAAAAUUCAUCAGUACAAUAUUCUGUAUCCUUGAGUUAGCAAAUAAUGAAUUUGAUGUCAAAUUUACGAUGUUACUUACAAGCCUAGCAUAGUGCAUAGUACAGUAUACUGCAUUUCUCUGAUCAUACAAUUCAAAAAAAAAAAAAAAAAAAAAAAGUUUGUGUAAAUAUCUAAUAAUUCAUGUUGACCCCUAUUGGUUGGUAUUAAUGAGAAUUUUAAAUAAAGUAAGAAGCUAGCAGACCUUAAUACUUUUUACUUCCCAGUUACAGUUCCAUCUAACCAUUAUGGCUUCUGAAUUACUACAAAUUAGAUACUGCACUUUUAUUCAUAUACUUAAGCUUUAUUUACCUUCAGUGAUGGUGAGGAGUAACUGUUGAUAACUGUCGUACAGUGAAUUGGUCUUUUAACCCCUAGUCAUCAAAUGCUUUCUUUUUGAUUUUUUGCUUACAUUUCACUUGCCUAGUACUAUAUGGUUACUCUAUUUACUGUUAUUAUGUUUUCAAGAUUUAUCUUACAACUAAUGCCAAACUAAAGAAUAUGAAAUGCCUGUUUAUAAUAUGCCCAUGUUGUGGCAUUUACUGCUUUUAUUAUAAAUUAUUCACUGUUCUUAACGGCACAGUUGAUCUGAACUGGAGAUUUUUUUAAUUUUUUGUAAUUUCUGACAGGAAAUUAAGUUCAGAUUUGCUGAUUGUCACAAGUUUUAGUGACUUUAUCCCCAAUCUAUAUACGAUUGAGUACCAAAGUCAUUAUGUGGGUAUGAUUUUUAGUAAAGGUUUUUAAUAAAAAUUGCUAAGUCUGUAA